CCAAGGCGGGAUCCCGGCUUUGGAACGUUGGAGGUUUCCGGCCACAGAGGCAGGGCCUCCGGGGAGCCAAGAGGGGCGGGGAGAGACACACACAGAGAAGCAGAGGAGACCAACGGACCGGACAGAGACGAGGAGAGGAACAGGAAGAGAGAAGCUGGGAGAGUCGGGAACCUGGGGGCUAGUGACCUGCACACAGGGCAGGGACAGUUCCAGAGGCCAUCCCUCCCACCCCAGACAUCCAGACAUCUGGAACUUUGGGUGCCAAGAGUCCAGCUUAAUGCAGGCAGCCUGGCUUUUGGGGGCUUUGGUGGUCCCCCAGCUCUUGGGCUUUGGCCAUGGGGCUCGGGGAGCCGAGAGGGAGUGGGAGGGAGGCUGGGGAGGUGCCCAGGAGGAGGAGCGGGAGAGGGAGGCCCUGAUGCUGAAGCAUCUGCAGGAAGCCCUAGGACUGCCUGCUGGGAGGGGGGAUGAGAAUCCUGCCGGAACUGUUGAGGGCAAAGAGGACUGGGAGAUGGAGGAGGACCAGGGGGAGGAAGAGGAGGAGGAAGCAACGCCAACCCCAUCCUCCGGCCCCAGCCCCUCUCCCACCCCUGAGGACAUCGUCACUUACAUCCUGGGUCGCCUGGCCGGCCUGGAUGCAGGCCUGCACCAGCUGCACGUCCGUCUGCACGCGUUGGACACCCGCGUGGUCGAGCUGACCCAGGGGCUGCGGCAGCUGCGGAACGCGGCGAGCGACACCCGCGAUGCUGUGCAAGCCCUGCAGGAGACGCAGGGUCGCGCCGAGCGAGAGCACGGCCGCUUGGAGGGCUGCCUGAAGGGGCUGCACCUAGGCCACAAGUGCUUCCUGCUCUCGCGCGACUUCGAAGCUCAGGCGGCGGCGCAGGCGCGGUGCACGGCGCGGGGCGGGAGCCUGGCGCAGCCGGCGGACCGCCAGCAGAUGGAGGCGCUCACUGGCUACCUGCGCGCGGCGCUCGCUCCCUACAACUGGCCGGUGUGGCUGGGCGUGCACGAUCGGCGCGCCGAGGGCCUCUACCUCUUCGAAAACGGCCAGCGCGUGUCCUUCUUCGCCUGGCAUCGCUCACCCCGCCCCGAGCUCGGCGCCCAGCCCAGCGCCUCGCCGCACCCGCUCAGCCCGGACCAGCCCAACGGUGGCACGCUGGAGAACUGCGUGGCGCAGGCCUCUGACGACGGCUCCUGGUGGGACCACGACUGCCAGCGGCGCCUCUACUACGUCUGCGAGUUCCCCUUCUAGCGGGGCCGGUACCCCGCCUCCCUGCCCAUCCCACCACCCGGCCUUUCCCUGCGCCGUGCCCACCCUACUCCGAGAUCGCCCUUCCCUUCCUGUCCACGAAUGGCAGCGUCCUCCCCGACCCCCAGGCUGGGCGCUUCUGGGAGGGCUCUUGCGGUGCCGGGACUCCUCCUUGUUAGUGUCUUUCCUUGAAGGGGCGGGCACCAGGUUAGGUCCGGUGCCAAUAAAUCCUUGUGGAAUCUGACUUG
This is a messenger RNA of Nomascus leucogenys (northern white-cheeked gibbon), 1494 nucleotides long. It is a transcript of the gene CLEC11A, whose product is annotated as C-type lectin domain containing 11A. Lineage: Eukaryota; Metazoa; Chordata; Mammalia; Primates; Hylobatidae. The record is from RefSeq and is a predicted model, not a curated record.